AUGCUGCUGUCCACAAUGGCCAGACCUGAAGACAUCAUCCGUGGGCCGCGGUCGCAUCAGGCCCAGACUGACGAAGAAGAUGAUGACAAGAGUAUCUUUAUCGAUUCCCUUGUGCCACCUCCGCUAUCAUACAAUGAGAGCUUUCCUUACCUUGACGAUGAAACAGGGACAAGACCGGGUACAGCCAUGAGCAUGAAUGAUGCUUCCGAAAAUUCAAGCAGGCGGCCAUCUGCUUCGAAGCUUUUGACGCACGAGGAAACCAUCGAACUCGCGAGACGCAAACUAGAACUCGGCAUUCAAGAUACCGAACGCUCUCUAGCAGGAAGCGAGGCCGUCACAGAUGUCGUGAAGCCAAAGCUCACCAUCGAUCUGGGCCAUUCUCACAUUGUUCGAAUACCAGAACCCGUCGUAGACAUAAUCAAAGAUGAAGUCGAAAGACUCUCAUUAUCAAACAAUCAUCUAUUUCAUAUUCCCUACCGCUUCGCCGAAUGCUCUCAUCUUAGAUAUCUCAAUAUCAGAGCAAACAAUUUCCGUGAAUUUCCUAAGGGUGUUUACAAACUGCCGCUUCUUGAAAUCCUUGAUAUCAGUCGCAACAAGAUCAGUACCUUGCCAGAUGAAAUUAGCAAGCUGAAAUCAUUACGUGUUCUGUCGGUCAUGCAGAACAGACUGGAUGACUUACCGGCCGGUCUAUCUGAUAUGAACAAGCUACAGAUUCUCAAAGUUGCGGGAAACCCUCUGCGGCUUCCAUUACGACGUGUCCUCGAGGCCGCUGAGGCUGAUAUCGCCCCAUCUUUCAUGACAGACAACGAGAAGGAGGUUGCUGUUACUGCGGAUUUGAAGAGAUUUCUCAAGACGCGACAGCCUACAACCACCCCAGAGCCAGACGAUGAGGGGUCAUUCGAGGUCCCCAAACCUAUACCUGUCAAACGAAAACUCAGCAGUCGAUUUCCAGUCAUCCCCAGCACUGGAGAUAGCUCAGCAUCUUCAUCUCGAUCACCAUCUUUGUCCAGGGGACCCCUACUUCCGGCCAAGUCACACUAUCGGAUGGCCUCGGGUCAACAUGUUACCAGUUAUGGUCCUCUGAGACCCGGUGUCAAACCGUGGACGGUCAAUGAGCGCAACCGGAGCAACAGUGAAGGUAUCAUCCAAGGCUCACACGCUGCUCGAAACAAACGCAUGGGUCUGAUAACUCGCAAAAAUACCGAUCUCGUAACGUUGGACGAGAUGAGACCAUAUCGAAACAGUCAUCUGCGUGGCCUCAGCCAUGGAUCCGUCCUUCGAGCACGAACAACAGCACCAGCACCUGCUAGUGACAGUAGCUCGUCAAGUCCUAGUAGCCCGAGGGAUCGCCGACGCCCGAGAGAUGGCUGGGUGAACCGCAUGUCAAGUCUCCCAGAACACAAAGGAGAGCGAGGGUCGGACAAGCCGAUAAUUGAGAGUGCUAAGGGCAUCUUGUUCGCGCUCUUCCAAAUCCACUCCCACAUAUCCACGUUGAUCAACGUCAUCAAACGGGAUGAUACGAGACGUCACAGCCUUGAGCUUGUGUUUUACAACGCAUCUACUCAUGUUGAUCGGCUGAACGAGGCCCUCGAAAACGCAGAAAAAUCGCUGCCUGCUGACCCGGACUCGGCACGGGUAGUCGCCGAGGCUGUGAAGCGAGAGUGUGAGACAUGCAUAAUAGCUUACACGCAUGUUGGCACACAAUUGCGCAACAGUGCCACCAAAAUCGUCUCUAAUGGUGAUCCUCGAUACGUGAGAUCUCUGAUGUUGACGAUGUAUGGUAGUUUGGUGGAGCUACGGAAUGCUUGUACCAAUCUUCAUGUUCAACUUCAACCAUUGCAUCACAAAAUUACGUCCCCCAAGCCCAUGAUACUUGCAACAAACAAGAGCUCCUUGGCCACAAAACGCAUUCAGAGACAAAUGGUUACCCCUACAAGGGAAAGGGAUCCAGUUCCCCCGCCACGACGAUUCCGAAGUGAGACUACAAUUCGCCAUACUCCGCUUCCAGGAUCGUUGCCGUUGACAGCAAUUCAUCAUCCCCUGACUAGCUCACCUGGAAUUACAACGACCGUCAAUUCCUCCUUCAGCUCCUCGCGUAGCCGAUCAAGCAGUCGAUCGAAUUUGAUCAACACAUCUGUGCCAUCUUCGUUGGCCACUCCUCGCUCCGGAGAGUCGUUCCCUCCCAUUAUUAAUGCCCCAAGAAUGAACACGAUGUCUGGAAUGGAAGAGAUUGAAGAAGAGCGAAUCUUUGAAAAGAUAUUCAAACAACUUUUCGAUGCCUGCAAAUCCUCCCUCCGUGCUCUUCCAUUGGCACACCAGCAAUUCAUGCAAUGCCUCGAGGUAGCAAAGCAAUCGCGUGAAUCGGAAGGAGUCCAAAUCCUAUGGAAAAAUCUCAUGGGCCGAUCUCAGUACUGCCUGGAGCUCUCAGAAGCAUUGGGCAUGCGUCUGUCCACCAUGCAAGUGAAGGAUCCAAAUGGCGGUUUGCGGAAUCAACGAGAUUUUUGGCAGUUGUGCAAGUCAUUUAUGCAAUCAUUCGUGGAUCUGGUGACAGAUCUACGAGAGGUACGCAACAUGCAACUUCUUCCAAGCAACAUCAUCAUUAUCUUGCGUCCCGUUCAAAAGGCCAGCCGCGAGGCCGGUCGAUUAAUCGAGGCCUCCCCUUGGUCUUAUAUUGCCGAUACUGCACCGACGAACUUGCAAGUGAACACGAACACAUAUGGACUUCCGCUGCCUCAACCACCUUACCUCCAUCAAACCUCCGUCUCUACUUCUGCCAUCACUUCUCACCCAAAUGGAUAUCAUCUAAGUACGAGUAUGUCUCCUCAGUCAGUAACUCUUCCAUCCACUCCGUUGAGCGCAGCGCUUGGCCCCGCCGCACAGGCCACAGUGCCAUCGACGCCUGCCAGCGCAUACAGCGACAAGUUUUUUGAGGGCGAUGUCUUCCAGCGUGCCGACUCGCUUCUAUCUAUGCCGAGCCAGACACCUUUCUUCGCUCGUCGGUAG
Messenger RNA from Penicillium taxi, 3003 nucleotides. RefSeq lists its product as uncharacterized. Lineage: Eukaryota; Fungi; Ascomycota; Eurotiomycetes; Eurotiales; Aspergillaceae. The transcript has 3 exons. The record is from RefSeq and is a predicted model, not a curated record. Gene Ontology annotation, molecular function: protein binding. The coding region runs from base 1 to 3003 and encodes 1000 amino acids.